Molecule: messenger RNA, 549 nt
Organism: Nasonia vitripennis (jewel wasp)
Lineage: Eukaryota; Metazoa; Arthropoda; Insecta; Hymenoptera; Pteromalidae
Product: trafficking protein particle complex subunit 11-like
Exons: 2
Coding region: 130-321 (63 amino acids)
Source: RefSeq, a predicted model, not a curated record
AGUAUUCGAUAUUCUGGAUGAUCAAAAAUCAAUAUUUUUUUUCUCAGAGCGGCCUUAGAUGGGAGGAAUACAAAAAUAGCUGUAUUAUUGAUACAAAGGGAAGCCCCUCCAUCUCCUGGUACUGAAGAUAUGGUAGCUACAGAGCGAGCAACUGCACUUUGUGCUGCAUGCGAGUUACCAGCAAAAACUCUUUAUUUUUUACCUUAUGCAGAUCAUUUAUUAGGCUACACAUUUAGAUUAGAGCAUGUUUUAUACAACUUAGCCCAAAGUUUUUAUCAUCAAGAAUAUCGAAUAGUAAUAAGAGUCAUAGAGAACAAUUAAACAAAACUGGCCAUCGAUACUUAUUUGCAAGACAUCAAUUCAAAAUGGCUUUUCUGAAGAUUAAAGCAAUAUAUUGUAAACCAAAUUUAAUGUCAAAACUAUGUUCAAUUAAUUAUAAACUGUAUGCUGGACAAAAUUUUAGCAUGAGCAAAAUUUCAAGUUAUUUUAAAAUAAAAUACGUAUGAUUCGUCUUUCAGUUUGAAGCUAUUAAUCGCUUACUUAUACAAU